Messenger RNA from Penicillium taxi, 1623 nucleotides. RefSeq names its product putative general amidase. The record is from RefSeq and is a predicted model, not a curated record. NCBI's taxonomy places the organism in Eukaryota, Fungi, Ascomycota, Eurotiomycetes, Eurotiales, Aspergillaceae. Bases 1 to 1623 code for a protein of 540 amino acids. The transcript has 6 exons.
AUGAGUGAAACUUGGGAAGUAUUAGUUCAGAAGAAGCAGGCAGAUGAGGCAGCCAAGAUUCCCGCCGAAUGGAGACUUCCAGCGGAAUUUACGAAGGACAUCUCGGAGACUGAAAGCACCAAUGUUUUGGAUGUCCCUCGUCGCUGUGGUAUUCUCUCUGAGAAACAACUGGAUAUUACCGAGAAAAAUGAUGCCACUUCUCUUCUGGAAAAAAUCCAUCGCGGUGAGCUGUCGGCUUAUGAAGUGACUGAAGCUUUUUGCAUUCGCGCAGCGAUCGCACAGCAAGUGACACGCUGCCUUACAGAAACACUUUUUGAUCGAGCUUUGCAGCGAGCUAAGGAUCUAGACGAGCAUCUAAAGACCACAAGCAAGAUAGUCGGGCCGCUACAUGGCUUGCCUAUCAGCUUCAAGGACUGCUUCAACAUUGAAGGUGUCUGCUCUACCAUUGGCUUUACCUCUUUUAUCAACAAUGGUCCUGUUAAAUCCAACUCUGCUAUCGUGGAGAUUUUGGUGGGACUGGGAGCUAUUCCCUAUGUGAAGACUAAUAUUCCCCAGACAAUGAUGGCUGCAGACUCCCACAACUAUGUUUUUGGCCGAACACUAAACCCCAACCGAUCUAAUAUCGGAGCUGGUGGCAGUUCUGGGGGAGAGGGAGCAUUAAUUGCCAUGCGAGGGUCGGUGCUGGGCGUUGGAACCGAUAUUGCGGGAUCAAUUCGAAUUCCGGCCAUCUGCAAUGGCGGGUUUGCCUUUAAACCCUCGACUGAUCGUAUUCCAUAUGCUGGACUUACCAGUCCCGGUCGUCCUGGCCUUACUGGUAUCAAGCCUUCUGCCGGUCCCCUGGCAACAUCUGUCCGGGACCUUGAGCUUUUCAUGCGCCUUGUGACGAAUGAAGAUCCUUGGAAAGUCGACUCAUCUAUCAUUUUCUCUCCCUGGAGACCGGUAAAGAAAUCAACAGACCCGCUUCGAAUUGGUUAUAUUCAGGAGGACAGGCUCUGGCCGGUCCAUCCCCCUGUUCUAAGAGCUUUGACUCAAGCACGGUCGAAGCUUGAAGAGGCUGGCCAUCAGGUCAUUCCCUUGGAUACCCCUUCACUCAAUGACGCCACUCUGCUUUCCUUCCGUAUGUUCUCGAUGGAUCCGGGAGCAACGGCCUUUAAACAUAUUGCUGCCAGUGGAGAGCCGACAAUCCCUGCGUUGGCCUCAACAUCCUUACCGCACAAAUAUAUGCCAUACGAUUUUGCUCCGAUGACACUGGAAUCACUCUAUGACUUGAACGUUAGCCGAAUCAAGUUCAAAGAAGAGUUCCGGUCUCUCAUUAACGAAGCAAACUUGGAUGCAAUUAUCAUGCCAGGUUAUCAGGGCACGGCUCAGCCUCAUGAUCUGUAUGGAUUUCCUCCGUACACUGUGCUAUGGAACCUCAUGGACUAUCCCGCUUGUAUCAUUCCGUUUGGAAAAGCAGAAUCGAGCCAGGAUGCCGCCUACUUGCGCGAUGUGGAGUACAAGCCCCCAUAUGAAGCCGAGUCCGUCGAAGGUGCGCCGUGUUGUGUUCAGUUAGCGGGUCGGAAUAUGCACGACGAGGAAGUGUUGCAGAUCGCUGAAAUCGUUUCAAAGGUGCUUGGAAACUGA